Messenger RNA from Homalodisca vitripennis (glassy-winged sharpshooter), 7842 nucleotides. RefSeq names its product phosphatidylinositol 4,5-bisphosphate 3-kinase catalytic subunit delta isoform (gene Pi3K92E). The transcript has 17 exons. Lineage: Eukaryota; Metazoa; Arthropoda; Insecta; Hemiptera; Cicadellidae. The coding region runs from base 132 to 3335 and encodes 1067 amino acids. Gene Ontology annotation, biological process: phosphatidylinositol-3-phosphate biosynthetic process; phosphatidylinositol-mediated signaling; phosphatidylinositol 3-kinase/protein kinase B signal transduction. Gene Ontology annotation, cellular component: plasma membrane; phosphatidylinositol 3-kinase complex; cytoplasm. The record is from RefSeq and is a predicted model, not a curated record. Gene Ontology annotation, molecular function: 1-phosphatidylinositol-3-kinase activity; 1-phosphatidylinositol-4-phosphate 3-kinase activity.
CUCUGCAGGACUCCAUUUUGAAAAAAUAGCUAGCUCUAGCUGCUGGUAAUGGCUUCCCAUAGUUGUCAAUAGAUUAUUUGUAUAGGGUUGUAGUUUCUUCAUCGAGCGGUGGAUAGUAAAAUGUAACAAAGAUGGUGCACGGUCCUAGCACAGUGUACUCUUACGAUUUCUGGCAGACCUGCAAUGAUCCUCAAGUCUGGCUCAGCUGUCUCAUGCCCAACGGAGUCUGCAUUCCUCUCGAAGUCAGCAGAAAUGCAACUCUCCAUGAAAUCAAAGAGGACCUGUGGGAGGAGGCCAGCAAGUUCCCGUUGCACGGCACGCUCCAUGACUCGGCCUCGUACGUGUUUUGCUGCAUCAACAGCAUGUCCGAGACAGAGGAGCUGCUGGACGAGAACAAGCGGCUCUGCGAUGUCAAACCUUUCGUCAACAUACUUAGGGUCAUAGAACGCUUAGGCGACAAGGCAGAGAAAACACUCAACGUUCACAUCAGUCAUCUCAUUGGAAAAGGUCUACACGAGUUCGACUCGUUGAAGAACUCUGAGGUGAAUUACUUCCGUAGCAAGAUGAAAGCGCUGGCGGACGAGAUGGCGCGCAGUCGGCAAAACAAGUCCUGGCUGGAAAGGCUCUACUACCAGUACCCCCCGCGGAUAUCACUGACAGACAGACUGCCCGAGACAGUCUGCUGUAGACUGCGCGAUGGCAACAUCAAACUAACCGUCAAGAACACAGCGUUUGAGAACACGGAGACGGCGUUCACGUUCAGUGUAAAGCACACCAUGAACCCAGUGCAGCUGCUGGGGCUGAUCUUGACCAAGAAGGCACUGAACCUGAACACCAGAGGGGAGCACGUGAGCGAGUACGUCCUGAAGGUGUGCGGGCAGGAGGAGUACCUGGUGGGCGACCACCCGCUCAGUCGCUUCGUCUACAUCCAGGAGGCGUUGAGUCGUGACAUCAUUCCCACACUGGUGGCUGUGUCUAUUGAUACCGUUAACAUCGACAUAGACCCUGUUUACGAGAAUCCCGACACGAUGGACGAACUGAAGCGGACAAGGAGCUCAUUCUCCACCCUGACCAUGCGGAAGAAGGGCAAGUACAUGUCUGCGUGGAAUAUUGAGGAGAACUUCACCUUCCGUGUGAGUGCCAUCUGCAGGGUCAACUGUGACGAUGACCGAAGUGUCCAGGUGGGGAUCCAAGCAGGUCUGUUCCACGGAGGCAAAUCAUUAUGUGAGAGCCAAAAGACUGCAGAAAAGCUGGUGUCCAAAGAUGGUGAUACGGAGUGGGAAGAGGAUUUGACGUUUGAUAUAAAAGUCUGUGAUAUUCCUAGGAUGGCGAGGCUCUGUUUUGUCCUCUAUGAAAUCUUAAAGAGCUCCAAAGGUGUCAGAUCCAAACGACUGAAAGAUUCCAGACAGGAACUGUAUGUCAACCCAAUGGGAUGGGUCAACACGACGGUGUAUGACUUCAAAAACCAACUGAAGACUGGAGCAAUGACACUGUACAUGUGGACUACGUUUGCUGAGGAAACACAGUCAGAAGAUCUGUUACACCCACUGGGCACAGUAGUCAGCAACCCUAAUGUGGACCAUUCCACUGCUCUCACCAUCACAUUCCACAAGUACCAUGCAGAGCACACAGUGAUCUAUCCUUCCAUGGAGAAGAUGAUAGAAUUUGCGGACAAACAAGAUGCUGAAUUCAUGGAGGAGAAACCAACAGCGAGCAGAAGCUAUAUAGAACAUAUCAAGAGUAUCGCAGAGAGGGAUCCGCUGCACGAGAUGCACGAACAGGAGCGUAAGGUGAUCUGGUCACUCCGAGACGACCUGGUGACCUUGGUGCCCAAACUGUUGCCGAAGCUUCUCGACUGCGUAGAGUGGAACGAUCACCGUGAAGUGGCCCAGGUCAUGUCUCUCAUCACCAGGAAGCAGCCGCCACUGCCCGUGGAGAAGGCACUGGAACUGUUGGACUAUGCUUACGCUGACCAGGCUGUGCGGAGUUUCGCCGUCAGGUGCCUCAUCAACAUCAGUGAUGAGGUCCUGUCUCUGUACCUGCUGCAACUCGUGCAAGCUCUGAAGCACGAGUCGUACCUCUACUGCGAUCUCGUGGAGUUUCUACUGAAGAGAGCCCUCACCAAUCAGAAGAUUGGCCACUUUCUCUUCUGGCAUCUCAGGUCAGAGAUGCACGUGGCUUCAGUGUCUGUGAGGUUUGGACUGAUCCUGGAGGCAUACUGCCGCGGCAGUCAAGAGCACAUGAGAGCACUGGAGCAACAAAUGUCUCUGCUGGACAAGCUCAAGACCACCAAUGAGCAACUGCGACCUCGGAAAGACAAAGAGAAGGCAAGACAUUUCCUGCAGGAGAUGCUGCUUGACCCUCACACCGUUGAAUCUCUCUCUUCUGUCCAAAGUCCACUGGAGCCGAGCUUCCGCUGCAAGAGAAUCAGGGCGGAUAAGUGUCGGGUGAUGGACAGCAAGAUGCGUCCUCUCUGGAUGGUGUUCGAGAACGAUGAUCUGUAUGGCGACGACAUCUAUAUCAUCUUCAAGAAUGGUGAUGACCUGCGCCAGGACAUGCUGACCCUGCAGAUGAUCCGCAUCAUGGACCGGCUCUGGAAGGAGGAGGGGCUAGAUCUCAGGAUGAACCCUUACGGAUGUAUAUCCACCGACAACAGGGUCGGCUUGAUCGAGGUGGUGCUGAAUGCAGAGACCAUCGCCAACAUACAGAAAGAAAAGGGCAUGUUCUCCGCAACCUCUGCUUUUAGAAAGGGAUCUCUUCUAGCAUGGCUGAAGGACUACAAUCAGACAGAGACCAGUCUGAACAAGGCUAUAGAAGAGUUUACGUACUCUUGUGCCGGCUACUGUGUAGCCACGUACGUGCUGGGCGUGGCCGACAGGCACUCGGACAACAUCAUGGUCAAGCGGACUGGCCAGUUAUUCCACAUUGACUUUGGCCACAUCCUCGGGCACUUCAAGGAGAAGUUUGGGUUCCGCAGAGAACGUGUGCCAUUUGUCCUGACUCACGACUUUGUGCACGUCAUCAAUAAGGGUCAAACCAAGAAAGAGGCACUGGAGUUCCAGAUCUUCCAGAAAACUUGUGAACAGGCCUUCAUGAUCCUUAGGCGACAUGGUUGUCUGAUCCUUUCUCUUUUCGCUAUGAUGAUAUCCACUGGCCUACCAGAGCUAUCUUCGGAAAAAGACCUCAACUAUCUUCGGGACACCUUGGUGCUGGACAAGACAGAACAGGAUGCACUGGCCCACUUCCGGUCCAAGUUCGACGAGGCGUUAUGCAACUCUUGGAAAACCUCUCUGAACUGGGCGUCCCACAAUCUGGCCAAAAACAACAAGCAAUGACGACCGGAGAAUAGUAGACUGUGACAAUGAGCGCUUCCGAUGGCAUUUCAUGGUGCUACGUAGUCCUGACCCUUUCCGCGUUUAGUUCGGCUUUCUCUCAGCUCUUAAAAAGAAUUUUGUCUCGGAUAUUUGUAAUCCUCGUCGAUGGAAGGCUAGUUUAGUUUUUAUAAGUGACUUUAACAGUAACGGAUUGGCUCUGUUCUUUUAUUAAGUCCUCGAGGGAGUUUGAAGUUUGAUUACAUUUUUUACCAUCAAUUUGUGCCUAAGGGAGAUAGCCGAAACCAAAUUAAAUUUUGAAAGGGCAAGCAUUAAUUAAUAAAAAAAACUUAAGUUAUUUUUGAUUUUAAUCCCUCUAAUUUUAAUUGUGUGUUUGUUUACUACUAUAGUACGUAAGCAAACGAUUAAUUUUAACAUUUAAAAAAAUGUUUGUUUGAAGUUGUCCACUAGUUUGUAGCCCCUAUUAUUAUGCCUUACCGAAGCACUGUUCCCAAUGGUUUGGCAGACAACUAAAUGAAUUGUGUACAUAUAGGGAUAAUAAGUACAUCUAAGCAAUACAACACAAGAGUGCAAUAGAUGUGUGUAAGUAUGUACGACUGAGUGGACUAUGUUUAGUUUUAAGGGAUUUUAUUUUUUAGUUUUAUUCGUGACACUAUUAUUUGUAUUAUUACUUUUUUAUUUGUUGUCAACACUACUCUGUGUAUUAACUGUUGUAACACUAAAUCUGUUAUCUUAACUCAAAAGUAUUUCAUGUUCAAAAAGGUUAUGGUUUUAAUUUUGUUUUGUGUUUGAUAAUGUAAAUUUCUUCAGCCUCUUGGUUGUAAAUAAACAUGGAUAAAAAAUUGAACCAUGGAUAGAGUACGUUGGUGUCAUUUCUUUCUUUGUUAUUUGUGUUGUAGAAAAAUAUUCUAAUUCUCGAUUAUUGAAAAAUAUAACCAAUCGUUUUGGAUACAGUAUUAUUAAACUUCUCGUGGAUUUUGUGUAUUGAAUCAUAAAUUUUAGUAACUCACCACUUAAUUAAUACAAUCCACAAUGGAAUUAUACGAAUUUAGAGGUUAAAAUUCAGUUUUAGGUUUGAUUUACAUAUUUUUUUCUAAAUAUCGGUGACUGAAGUAACGUACCAGGUGUGGUUUCCAAUAUGUAGAGGUAAAAAUUUUGUCGUGAAUCUCAGAAUUUUGUGGUGGAUUUCAAAAAUAUGGAAUUUUUUUAUUAUUUUGACUUUAUUCACCCUUAGGUAAAUAUUAUAUUGGAAUCCUACUUUCUGCCCAACAAGUUUUGAGUGUUCUUGUAUAUACCAAAAAUUAGUUGUCUGUUCUUCAUUUCCAUAGAUUAGAAUACAAGAUUUAGGUAUUUGGUUGUAUCACUUUUUAUUUUUUUAACUCCACUUUUUUUCUUGGAAAUAAAUCUAACCAGAUUUGAUAAGCCAAAAGACAACUUUUUAUCGUUUUGGGACUGCAAGGUCUUGUUGGAAAGAUUGUUUUAAUUCACAAUCUUUAAUCAAUUGUUUCACUUUUGACAUAAGCAUUUAAUUUGUUUAAUUUUGUGUGUACAAUUCACAGUGCAGUCAACAAUUUUGUAUGAUGAGCAGUUUGCAGUGGAUGAGCUCUGAUAAAAAUUUUUUAAAUCGUUAUCCCAAACGUUUUGUACGGUUUAGUGUUGACAUCCCGUUCCUAGGUUAGAUUAGUUCCUAGUAGACGAGGAGUGCAAUGUCGGUCACGUAGACAAUCCAGGAUAUUUAUUUGUUUUUCUGUGAGCGUGAAUCAUCAUGUGCAUGAGCGUGUGAGAGUGUGUACAUAGUUCUAGUUGUGGAAGUGUGGCACGAGGUAAACAAAUCAAACAGAACAUAAAAUUUCACUUCUGAACCAUCCGUAGUCUUGUCUAGCUUUUUCAGUUUGUUUUAUUUUUUUUGGGCGGGUUAACGCAUAACUAUUGAGUGAUAUAGUUUCAAAGCUAAAUCUGUUUAGGGUUACCAGACAUGAAGAAGAUUCCCAGAGAAUAAACAUUUUUUAUAUUUAAAAUGCUUAACCAAAAUGGCCAAAGAGGAAGAAUUCAACAAAUGAAAUUGUAUUUUAAUAGCUGCCGUUCACACAAUUUAAUUUAAUACAUUCCUUCAUUGUUGUCAAGUUUCAUAUAACGAUUACUUUAUAUAAAAACAAUAAAAAUAUAUCUAAUUUGUGUUAUAAUUAUUUUUAGACAUAUUAUAUCUACUAUUGUUUCUUAAUAGCAAAUUUAUAAUAUGUGUAUUGAAACUUAUAAUACACUCUGAGAAAUUACUGUGAAUAUAUGCAAGAAACAAUCUUUUUAAAUCAAUGAAAACAAUAACAAAGAGAAAUUUUUUUUUGCAAACCAUAAUUAAAAUGAAAACUGUAUUUUAAAUUUUUUUGUUUUGUAAAUUCAGUAAUUGUAUUGUUUUUCUUUAAAUAAGGAUUUUUUACAAUUGAAAUAGAUUUUAGAUAGCCGUUUUACUUAUUGCUAUUAUCAUAAAAUUGAACGAGAUAUAAUACUAAAUAAUGUUUUCGUAUAAGAUCUAAACAACUGAUAUGGUAAGGUACAUUUUCACGUUCUGUACAUAAUGUAUUAUCUUCAUUUGCCUGGAUUUUUUACCUAAGCCCGUUUGAUUAAAAUACGCGUAAUUAAGUACAUUUUUGUUGUAAAAAUCUCAUCUUUAUUUUCUUAAGAUUCAAAAUCGACUUGACAAAUUAAAAAGAAAUUGUAUUUUUUCUAUGUUUAUAAAAAGUUUUCUUUGUCCAAAUUCUAGCUCCAAGAUAAUUUCAGUUACACAUAAUGUAAGAAUUAUAACAGUUUUAACAAAAUUAUUCUAAAAUGUUCAUAACAUUUGUAUUUCAGUAUUGAAAUUUCUUGGAACCAAAGGAAGUGUUAUACAAAGUCAAUUUAGAUCUGGACUGUAUAUAAUUUCUUCUAAAUUUUCAAAUCAAUUUUGAGUAUAAAAAGGAGUAUAAAUAUAGAGAUUUUGACAAAAUAAAUUCAGUAAGCAGCCCCAUACCAUGAAGCAAAAUUUUACAAUUUUCACCAAGUAUUGUAAGUAACAAGUAUUGCAAUAUUAUUGAAUCAAAACUUCUUUAUUCAUUAAAAGCACUUUGUACAGAAUACAAUAGUGUCAAAUUUUUUCAACCGCAUUAAAUAGAUAGUUUAAUAAAAACGUAAAUUUCAAAUUUUAAAUUAAGAAUAAUUUAAGUCCUAAGUUAAAUUGGUUUAGUUGUGUUAAUAUACUCAACAAAGCACAAUAGAAUACAAAAUGUACAGAAGCAAUUAAAAAAAUUAUUUUUCUUGUUUUAGCCAGUUGUCAUAAAAUCAAUCAAAAUUGUAGAAAAUAAUUUCUUUUUUAAAACCAUGUUUUCCACAUUCUACUCAGAAUAUUGAUAUUCAAAUAUAUUGAUGUGUGUUUUAUAACAGUUUUUUCAGUUUUUUAUCAGGAAAACAAUAGUUUUUAAGUGAAAUUGACUAAUAAAAUUAAAAUCAACAUACAAAAUUAAACUGAUGAUAAAAUAAGUAAAUGAUUAUUCUUUGUUCUCUGGGAACAUUCUGAACCCCUUUCAAACGAUAUUUGGGUAGUAUUUAACCCUAUUUUGUUGUGAUAGCGACAUUACCUUUGCCAACACUGUUUUUCUCCUUUCAAUGUAAAUAAUAAAUAUUUAUGACCAACUAUAGUAUUAAAUUGCAUUACUUGUUUUAAUCAUAUUUCCAGUAAAGCAAGUUUUACAAUAUUUUCAUUCAUUAUUUGCAAACAAACCAUUGUCAUUUGUUUAAACCCAAAAACGAAUUACCAUGUUAGGUGAUUUAAAGUAUAGCGUUACAAUUAUUACAAUCAAUAUUUCUUAAUAUAAAACAUUUUGUAAGAUUUUAUACUGAUUUUGAUAUUGUAAUUCUAAUCCACGUUGGAAUAUUUUGUUUCAAUGUGGAUUUUCCUUAACCUUUCUGAUGUUUUGUACUUAAAAAUGUAAUUCAUUACUCGAUAUUUUAUAAUACCUCAACAUUUUUAUCACGAGGUUUUAACAGAGUUUAUUAUCUAAUUCAACAUAAAUUGAUUUCGUUUGUGUUGAACAAACCGAUCAUAGUUUUAGCCAUGUUUUUUUUUAAUAAUAGAACUAUUACUAAAUGGUUGACUAGUUCCAAAGAUUCAAUUGAACAGAUAAUAUCUUGAAAAGUGGUACACCAUUUAAAUAUUACUUUUCGUUGUAUUAUUUUGUUAAUUGAAUAAUAUAGAUUAUUAUAAAACAAAUGUCAACUUACGAGUUUUUAGUUCUAACCAAAAAUGAAGAAUACAUGGUUUAAACCGUGAAUUUGAUUUAUUUUGUAUAGCAUAAGGUCCACUUUUGCACUAAACAUACUGAACUUGACGAAAAUGCGCAAUAAACUACAGGAGCCAGUAAUUAUUUCUUACGAGUCUGUUUUUGUAUAUUGUUUCAUCUUUAAAGCAUAACAACUAUUCAUAUUUAAUUUGUUAUCCUAUUAAUGUAUUAUUCUGAAUAAAAUAUAUAUUUUCUGAGGA